AAAUCGCGGCGGGGCAAUGAACGGUGUGCAGGGUUGGUGCGCGGUUCUGGAUGUGCGGCCCCACAGCGAGAGCCCGGACAACGUGAAGGUGCUGAGGCUGACUCUGCCCAACCAGCUGCCUGGGGAGCAGUGCCAGCAGGCCAAGCAGAAGCCAGUGGGAAAAGCCUUUGCCAUGGUGGCCAACAGGUCCAGCAAUGGUCACUCCCUGGCCUCUGAGUGCAUCAAGUCCAACGAUGGUGACGAGGAGAUCAUCAAGGUUUACCUGAAGGCUCGAGCUGAGGGCAGCAUCAGCCACGAGGAGCACAUCAACCAGCUGAAGAGUGAAGUUCGCUACAUCCAGGAGGCCAGAAGUUCUCUGAAGAAGCUGAGAGAAGACCUAAGUGGUGAACUUGAAAACAGACAAGGAGCUGAAGAGCAGCCACAGGGCACACUGGAGAGGCAGAAUGGGACCUGGCUGCAGCACGAGAGGCAGCCUGAGGACUGCUGGGAGGAGCAGGAGGAGGCAGAGUGCUCGGGGGAGGAUGUGGAGAAGAUUCGCCAGACGGCCAGGAGGCUCUUCAGCAGGCUGCAGGAGGCUGAGCAGAGGCACCAGCUGGAGAAGAAAGCCUUUGAGAGGACGGUGGCCCAGUACCAGGAGGAAGCAGAGCAGAGGAACUGUGCCCUGAGGAGAGCAGAGAAGAGCAUCCUGGAGAAGGAGGUGCAGGUGGAAGAGCUGCAGAGGCUCCUGGCAGGGAUGGAGAAGGAGCACAGGAGCCUGCUGCUGAAGAUGAAAGAAGGAGAGGCAGAGCUGGUGAGGCUGAGGAGUGUGGAAGGUGACAAGCUGGCCCAACAGGACAGGUCAGCCCAGCUGGAGAAGGAGGUGACAAUGCUGAGAGAGAAGAUCCACCACCUGGAUGACAUGCUGAAGAGCCAGCAGCGCAAGGUCCGCCAGAUGAUCGAGCAGCUCCAGAACUCCAAAGCUGUGAUUCAGGCCAAGGAUGCCAUGAUCCAGGAGCUCAAGGAGCGAGUGGCCUACCUGGAGGCUGAGAACCUGGAGAUGCAUGACCGCAUCGAGCACCUGAUCGAGCAGCAGGUCAGCCGCGGGGCCCUCAGCUCCCGGCCGCGCUCCAAGUCGGAAUACGUCAGCAGCAAGCGGCUUCUGGGACCCAAGCCACUGCCUCUCAUCCGAGUGGUGGAAACCUGAGCUGUGAGGGCUGGUCCCAGCUGAAGACUCUUCCCCUUGUUCUCCUCGCCUGGAUUUCCCUGCUUGGCUGCCAUCCUCUGGCCUCUCUGCUCCCCGGAGCCAUCAGCAGAGGCUGUGCCCUGAAGAACCUCAGCAGCCGAGGACCAGGCGUAGCCGGGGCUGUCCUGGCAGAGGAAGGAGGUUUGCAGAGCAUCAACCUUGCUGUCCCCCAAAUGGAUCCUCCCAGGGAUGCCAGUUUGGAGGUGGGCACCAGCUGGCAGCAGCA
Molecule: messenger RNA, 1448 nt
Organism: Dryobates pubescens (Downy woodpecker)
Lineage: Eukaryota; Metazoa; Chordata; Aves; Piciformes; Picidae
Gene: TUFT1
Product: tuftelin 1
Exons: 13
Coding region: 17-1183 (388 amino acids)
Biological process (GO): intracellular signal transduction
Cellular component (GO): intracellular anatomical structure; I band
Source: RefSeq, a predicted model, not a curated record